AUGCUGAAGAUUAACAAAGACAUCAAUACUGAUAGCAGAAUGUACAACAAUGCUACAGAAACUAUGGAGGACCUAUUUCUAUACUGCCCUGUAGCCCAAGCGUUUGUUUUUGCAUCUCCUAUGAAUCUUAGGCUUGAUGAGAAUCUGAACUUAUCGGUACUUCAUUAUAUCAAAAGCUGGCUUCUGGAAGGUGGUGAUCACUCUAAACUUAAACUGGGGGCAUGUCUGUUCUGGACUUUGUGGAAGACAAGAAAUAACAUCAUAUUCAACAAGGGUUCUAUUAAGCUACAAACUAUGCUACAGGAAGGAUUAUUUUGGUUCAGUCAAGAUAUUUUGGUUCAGGAUGUGACUGCGAUACCAACUGGACAAGAUUUACUUUCCUCUGCCACAACUGUUUGGUCUCCUCCACCCCCUGUAAAGUUUAAAAUUAAUUUUGAUGGUGCUUCAGGAUGCCAAUCUAAGAUAUUAGAGUUCCUUUCUCCCGUUGAAGCGGAAGCUUAUGGCGCUUUGGAGGGUGUUGAUCUUGCGAGAAGUAAAGGCUUUAAUGACAUCAUUAUUGAAGGUGACUCUCUUAUCGUGAUCAAUGCUUUGAGAUACAAUAUUUCCCCUGUUCCGUGGCGCAUAAAGAACACUAUCGGCAGAAUCAAGGACAAGUUAGAUAACUUUUGUUCAGUUGAAUUUAGUUUUAUCAAAAAGGAUGCCAAUUCCAUGGCUCAUUCCUUAGCAGCUAAUGCUGUUGCAAGCCAUCUGUCUAAUCAGUGGUGGUCUUCCCCUCCUUCGUGUACUGCUCAUUUGUUCAGUGAGCAUUCUCAGUCCUGUCUGUAG
Papaver somniferum (opium poppy) is the source of this 825-nucleotide messenger RNA. RefSeq lists its product as uncharacterized. The record is from RefSeq and is a predicted model, not a curated record. Gene Ontology annotation, molecular function: nucleic acid binding; RNA-DNA hybrid ribonuclease activity. The coding region runs from base 1 to 825 and encodes 274 amino acids. NCBI's taxonomy places the organism in Eukaryota, Viridiplantae, Streptophyta, Magnoliopsida, Ranunculales, Papaveraceae. The transcript is spliced from 2 exons.